AUUAUAAUAGUUUAUUAAUGGAAGGUCUGGAAAAUACAGUGCAAAUACCAUAUAAAAUGCUAGCAUAAAGAAUUAAAAUACCGGGAGCAAACGGUGAAAUCCUCAUCUAAUAUGGCUGUCAAUAUGGAAAUCCAGAAAUUAGCUAAUAUAAAUAGUAAAGAAAAUACUGACAAAUUUCAGCGUGAAAUUUUUAUUUGUCACCUCCCUCCAAACAUUUUGUUGACAAUUUUUCAAUUCUUGGAUCUCAAAUCACUUUGCAAAAGCUCAAGAGUUUGUCGCUUAUGGUAUAAUUAUACAAACGAUCCCAGCUUAUGGAAAGUUAUCGACCUUCGACCAUAUCAGAUCAACUUGAGAGGCAUGAAGAAAAUUGUGAAUAGGCGAGUUUCUGAAUGCACAAAAGAACUUUAUAUCAAGGGACUAGUUACAGCUACAAAGAAAAUAGAAAAUUUAUCAGGACCACUUCUGGAAGAAAUUAGGAAAAGAGCAAACAAUUUAGAAUGUUUACGUCUAUAUAAUUGCUACCUAAAAAAUGUCGGGAUUCAGUUAUUACCAAGUUGUAUUAAUGAAUUAUCCUUAGCUGAAUCUCUUGUGCCUCUGGGUUGGUUUGAACCACUAAAACAAAAUAACUUGUUGCCGUCAUUGGAACAUUUAUCUCUGGAAUCAUGUACUCGAAUUUCAAGUGAAGAUAUUUCAAGCAUUUGUGAACUCAAAACUCUAAAGACAUUAAUAUUAAGAGGGUGCUAUCGUAUCAUUGAUGAUGACUUAAAAACAAUUUCAAUGAAUCUAAAAAAAUUAACUCAGUUAGAUCUUUGUGAUUGUAAAAAGAUAAAAGAUGUUUCAUUACAUCACAUUUCACAUCAUUUAAAAGACAUCCAAAUACUUUGCCUUUCCAGCUGCUACCAUAUUACACCUUUGGGAAUUGCUGUUUUAAAAGAUGGCAACUUGAAUAAACUUGUUUCUCUUGACAUCCUAGGAUGCUCUCAUGAAACACAACAGAAAGCUUUAAAGCUGUUUGCUGAUAAUCCAGAUAUCACUUUAAGAACUUUAUUAGAUUCUAGUCAAGAUGAUAUCUAAAUUAUUUUGUGUUAGGUUAAAAACUUUGCUAAUAUCUUGUAAGGAUUUGACUAUAAAUCUACAUAUAUGCCAUGUACAUUAACUUAUUAUUUAAAACCUAGCCUUACAAUUAAAAUAACAAAGAGACUUGUUGCAUUUACAGACGUUUAUUUUCUUGCCUUUGAUGCUGUAAGCCCUAUUUAUGUGUAUAAAUCUGUAAUAUUCACA
This is a messenger RNA of Dendronephthya gigantea, 1281 nucleotides long. Its product is annotated as F-box/LRR-repeat protein 12-like. The record is from RefSeq and is a predicted model, not a curated record. The coding region runs from base 112 to 1074 and encodes 320 amino acids. The transcript has a single exon. Lineage: Eukaryota; Metazoa; Cnidaria; Anthozoa; Malacalcyonacea; Nephtheidae. Gene Ontology annotation, cellular component: SCF ubiquitin ligase complex. Gene Ontology annotation, molecular function: protein binding. Gene Ontology annotation, biological process: SCF-dependent proteasomal ubiquitin-dependent protein catabolic process; positive regulation of protein ubiquitination.